GUUUCCGUUAUUUAUGUGUGUAUAUAUAUAUAUAUAUAGGGUUUUAUUGUAAAAUUUCGUUUUCUUCCCUGAUAUCGGAUUGCGACGGGUAGAACCCGUCGCCAUUGCUGAUUGGUCAGCGACUGACAUCACGUCACACUCAAUGGCGGGGGAUAUAAAUAUUUGGACUCCCGUCCAGAAAGGAACUUUUUCGUUUUUCCUUCGGCCCUGACUGAUUGUAAGAUAAGAAUAGACUAUGUGGUGCAAGGACAAAGAAGAAAGAAAACGACACGUGUGGACUUUCAAUUAAAGAGUGAACGGAAUCCGAAUCCAUCGUUGAGGAUACACCAAUGGUCCAAGAAAUAAGUAGAAAUACUAAUACAGGAAACAACAAGGAACACCCCAAGACUAUUAUUUUUUUGAGACGAGAAAUAAAGAGAGAACAAAAAGCAUGGGCAUCCUCAUCCAGCCAUCCCCAUGUUGUGACUUUAUUAGCUUACUUUAAAACCAAUACGAGUUUCUGUUUCGUCUCCGACUAUGUGGACGGACAAGAUAUAACGAAUUAUUUACAAUGUAAUGGACCCUUCCGAGAAACUCAAGCUAAAAUAAUUGCUUCUCAAGUGGCUUCAGCCAUCAUGUUUAUUCACAAUAAAGGAAUAAUUCAUAGAGACAUAAACUCUAAUAGCAUCAUGCUCGAUAACACCAAAGGAGCACAGUUAAUCAAUUUCGGUCUGUGCACAUUUGAACGUAACCCGAAUGAAUUUUGCGGGGCUUUGUUCUAUCUUUGUCCGGAAAUCCUUGAGGGAAAGCCUUAUGGAACAACAAGUCCAAAGACAUUACGAAGAAUGGAAAAAGGAAAUGAAAAAAUAUAUCGUAUACAGUGUUGUGACCAUUGUAACCUUAUCCGCAACAUUUCUUGGAGUUAAUAACUUUUCAUCAGCAGACAGAAUAAGAGCAAUCUUGAUGCCUUUUUAUAAUAUGUCGUUUUGGCUAAUGCUAAAUUUAAAUUACUAAAUUAAUGAUAUUAUUAAAAAUUAUUGAAAAUUAUUAACAGCUACGAAUUUAAUGGCUGCAUUCACGAAUUUUAAGUUCGGUGUUUGGAACUAAUUCUACUUAAUCCACGUAGGAUUAAUGCCGAACUGUAAAGUCAAUUUUAAUAAACACUGUUUAUAAAAAUUAAGCUAAUACAAUACGUAUUACUCUUACUUUGUAUAUGAGUUUUGUGAGCCUGUUCAGUAUUAAUAAAUACAUGUUUAUCAAUACUUAAAACGAAUCAAAAAUUAUAUUCAAGAUGUCGUAUAUGUUAUAUAUUUUUUCAUACUGUAGCUAAUAUAAAGAAAUAAUAAAAGUGUUGUCAUCGAAAGGAAAAUUUCUGUAACUUAGACGUGGCUCAGUAUCCAUUUAAUAAUAACUACAUGUUUACUAAUUUAGCAUUUAACGUCAAAAGAUUUUUUAUACAACUGAGAUUAAAUAUAAAUUGGAUAAUUGUUAAUAAUAAAUUUAUCGAAUUUUCACAAUCUAGCUGCCCAAGAUAUAAAAAUACACUAAGUUUCAUAUAUUCUGUGAUUGUAAGGAAACAAAAAAAUUAAUUCAAAAAACUGAUAUGUACAGUACAUAUUAUCAGGUUGUCCUAAUGAAAGAGCUAUGUAUGAAGUGUUUGAUAGAGCAAAAAUAGAUACAAUCUGUAAGUUAUAUAAUCAUGCACAGGAAUUUUUAAAAAAUGAAAAUAUUUAAAAACUGAAGUAAAUAAAAUAUGUAUAAUGAGGUAUAAUUUAUGUCCUAGAAAAAACUACUAAACAAUAACAUAAUGUUCCAAAAA
Messenger RNA from Centruroides sculpturatus (bark scorpion), 1798 nucleotides. Its product is annotated as putative protein kinase C delta type homolog. NCBI's taxonomy places the organism in Eukaryota, Metazoa, Arthropoda, Arachnida, Scorpiones, Buthidae. Gene Ontology annotation, biological process: protein phosphorylation. Gene Ontology annotation, molecular function: ATP binding; protein kinase activity. The coding region runs from base 330 to 905 and encodes 191 amino acids. The record is from RefSeq and is a predicted model, not a curated record. The transcript has 7 exons.